Molecule: messenger RNA, 1215 nt
Organism: Postia placenta MAD-698-R-SB12
Lineage: Eukaryota; Fungi; Basidiomycota; Agaricomycetes; Polyporales; Adustoporiaceae
Exons: 5
Biological process (GO): regulation of transcription by RNA polymerase II
Cellular component (GO): chromatin
Molecular function (GO): RNA polymerase II cis-regulatory region sequence-specific DNA binding; DNA-binding transcription factor activity, RNA polymerase II-specific
Source: RefSeq, a predicted model, not a curated record
UGCAGCUGGGGCAGGCCAGGGGGGUAUGCGCUCUUCCCACACGGAGGGACACGGACGCGUCCGAGCCCGAGAGGUUCGCAUUCGCAUUCGACGGACUGUGUGCCUGUGGCCGAGUCGGCGGCUGCGACGGGCAGCCUGCGACUCCAGCUGCACGGCUUCGCUCCCCGUCCCCGGUUCAUCCCUGCGCUUUUUUUCGCCCCAAAGUUCGCGCGCAAACCCACCAUCUCGGUUCUCCAUGAGGCGCCCGCGCGGGCAUAUGAUUCUGCACUCAUGAUCUCGACAGCCUCAGUACAUCGACUCCUGCUCGUCCGCCUGCCAUUCAACAAUGUAUCACUGCGCGCACCAGCCAUUGGCACCUUGCUGAUAGUGAAGAGCAAGAAGCUGAUGUUCAACUAUCCGAACACAUAUUUCACGCUGUUCCCGCUCGAGUACGAAAAACACCCGGGCCCGCAACCCCAGCAAUUCCGUCCGCGGCCCGUGCCGGGCGUGUCGAAGAAGGGCAGGGGUCGCCACGUCCCUACCAAGGAGGCGGGCGGGCGGAAGGGCACGACGUACACAUGCUCCGUGGAGGACUGCCACAAGGUCUUCAAGCGGCACGAGCAUCUGAAGCGCCAUGUCAUGUCUCUGCACUCGAACGAGCAAAACUACAUGUGUGCCCUGCCUUUCUGUGACAAGACGUUCAAUCGCCGUGAUAAUCUGCUGCAGCACGAGAGGAAGCACACGCUGUACCAGCGUCUCUUCGACUGCACCAAGAACUUCGAUGGCGAGCUGAUUCGCAAUGAGUGGGAAGACAUAAAAAACCCUGAUGCCAUAUACGAAUGGCCUGAGCCCUGGGACUCCGGCGUAGGGAUCCCACUGUCUUUGCGCUAUCUGAAUCUUACCGCCAGAGAUGUGGGUGACAUGGAUGAGGACAAUGUGGCCGACGACGAUUCAACUAUGGCGGACGUGGGGGAUCACCCAGACUAUACCGUGCAUUUCGUGAGGUAUGAAGAACCGCUGCAGCCUGGUUCCCCUGUUCUUGUUCGCAGUGACCCCUUCGCGCCCUCCGACAACAUGUUUACCGUCUUCAAUGUCUCCGCCAUUCAUCCCGACGAUCCGAGUGCUUCCUGGGACGACCAAACCAUUGCUAACCAUGAACUUGAUGUGCCCCUCUUUGACCUGCCUUCUCCUUCUAAUGAUAUAAAAGUUAUUCCUGCGGAUACCGUUACGGUAUAA